AUGGUGCAAGAACUUGUGGCAACGCAGGAGGUAUCUACCGCAAGAGAAGGGGAGAAGUCCGAGCGCAUUAAGGUUGGUGAUUGUGGUGUAGAUAUGUAUGGUACUAUGAUCUCAUCAUUUCAGGAAACGAAGAUUGUGGAGACUCGUGUAAUUGAGAGGAUCAUUAGGGAAGGAAGUGAGUGCAGUACAAAGGAGAAACAAACGACUGAUCAGCAUGUAGAGAUAUCUACUGCAAAGGAAAUAGAGAGACGGCCUAUUAUUGAAGCUGUUCCCGACUGCUUAGUAGCUGAAAUCGCGCCUGUACAGGUACAGUGCUGGAGUGAAGAGGUGAAGCCAGAACAACUGCAUAUGGCGCAAGAACUUGUGGCAACGCAGGAGAUAACCACUGCUAAAGAAGGACAACGUUCAGAACGCUCAGAAGUUGUCAAGGAGACGAGAAUUGUGGAGACUUAUGUGACUGAGAAAGUCAUUACGGUAAGCUAG
Molecule: messenger RNA, 483 nt
Organism: Strongylus vulgaris
Lineage: Eukaryota; Metazoa; Nematoda; Chromadorea; Rhabditida; Strongylidae
Source: the annotation of a GenBank genome assembly